This is a messenger RNA of Penicillium chermesinum, 1128 nucleotides long. RefSeq lists its product as uncharacterized. The record is from RefSeq and is a predicted model, not a curated record. NCBI's taxonomy places the organism in Eukaryota, Fungi, Ascomycota, Eurotiomycetes, Eurotiales, Aspergillaceae. The transcript is spliced from 3 exons. The coding region runs from base 1 to 1128 and encodes 375 amino acids. Gene Ontology annotation, molecular function: nucleic acid binding.
AUGGCUAUCCAUCCCAAGUUACACCCGGAGCCUACGCAAGGAGGCCUGUCGCCACGUCAGGCUAUGGCUAUCUCGGCCUGGACGGAACAAGCGGCCGCGUCGCUCGAGGAUCUGUCCCUCUCCGAAUCGAACCACGCCGGCUCCGCGCCCGCCACACCGUCUCGCCCAACGCGCUCAGCUCCCCUACGUGGCACAACUGUUUCGCUAUCGAUCCCUCUGGACGAUGAACCCGCUGCGGCUCCCGCUCCCCGAGUCAAGGUUCUCGCCACUUCCGGAGAGACCUCUGCGCCAACGGUCAGCUUCCGCCGCAGAGAACCGCUUCGGCGAGAUAGUCUGAAGCGACGCGAGGCUCUCCUCAAGGGCAAAGAUGGCAGCCGCCGGCGACAGCGUUGGGAGAAUGACCGUCUCCUGCAUAACCCAUGGGCGGAGCCGCCAGCCCCUAUGGAUUGGGAUAUCCAGCCAACAUAUACCCGCCAUGAUCCUAUGCCAUACUACCUGGCGCCCCUAUGGGAUGUCCAUUAUGCCAAGGUGGCUGAUCGCCACGCCGCGCGGGUUCAUGCCGAGAAAGCUGCAGCGGAGAAGCACAGGGUGCCCAAGGAGCUUCGGUCCAGAUUGAAGCAUGCCCGAGCUGCCCGCGGUAUGCUUCAAGACCUGGAAGACGAGAUCCGGGUUUUCAUCCUUAAAUGGAACGACAAGCAGCUUUAUCUUCGGGCCGAUGGUCUGCAAGAUGCCCCAGAGUCUUCACCUAGUGACUCCGAGGACGAGAUUGUCUUCGUUGGUCGCAAUGGGCAGAUGCAUGACUCUCCGGGGCGGAAGCAGAGACUGCAGCAAAUGCGCGAGGAGCUGAGCCUCCAUGAUGAGCGCGACGGCGAGAAGAUGGUAUUUGAAAGCCUUGUUGAUGACCGCACGGCUGCGUUCGGCCGCUGGCUUGUACACUCCAUUGCCUCAUACUAUGGCUUGCAUACCUGGUCCGUCACUGUUGGUGAACCUGCUCGCCGAGAAGCUUAUGUUGGCUUUCGUCCCCCGGCUCCAGGUAGUCGAGCUGGGCUCGUUACGCACGCUUGUCGUGCCGAGGACUUCAUCCACCCGGGCGAGGAGCUUCCUCAACCCCUCUAUGCCCAGGUCUAG